GUAUAUCUCAACACGUGAUUAUCAUACUUCCUCCAUUAUCUUCCUCUCUCUCUCUCUCCACCCAUUUAUCUUCCUCUCUCUUUCUGAUCACAAAUCUCUCUCUCUCUCUCUCUCUCUCUCUCUCUCUCUCUCUCUCUCUCUCUCCAGAGCAUUUCGAAAUGAAUCCAGGGGAUUCGGAUGGAGCCUCUGAAACAUCCUCGGUGGCCGCCAAGAAGAAUUCCAAGAAACCCAAAUAUUCUCGGUUUACACAACAAGAGCUUCCUGCUUGCAAACCAAUUUUGACUCCUGGUUGGGUCAUUACAGCUUUCAUCUGUAUUGGAGUCAUCUUCAUCCCUAUUGGCCUCGCUUCCUUGUUUGCAUCUGAGAAUGUGGUAGAAAUUGUGGAUCGUUAUGAUAAGGAUUGCGUUCCUUCAACUUAUAAUGGUAGCAUGCUUGAAUUUAUUCAAAGCUCCGAAACCAACAAGACUUGUAUCAAGACCUUGACUGUGCCAAAGAAGAUGAAACAGCCAAUUUUUGUAUAUUAUCAGCUUGACAACUUUUACCAGAAUCAUCGCCGAUAUGUCAAAAGUAGAAGUGACAAGCAAUUGCGUAGCAAGGCAUUCCAAGACAGCGUAGAAGAUUGUAAACCUGAAACCAGCACUGAAGCUGGAUCAAUUGUUCCUUGUGGCCUCAUUGCUUGGAGUUUGUUCAAUGAUACGUAUGGUUUUUCUAAGUAUAACAAAACUAUACAAGUCAACAAAAAGGGUAUCGCGUGGAAAAGUGAUAGACAACACAAAUUUGGGUCUGAUGUGUAUCCUAAGAAUUUCCAGCAAGGUUGGAUUGGGGGUGCGAAACUCGACGAAAAUGUUCCAUUAAGUGAGCAAGAAGAUCUUAUGGUUUGGAUGAGAACUGCCGCAUUACCAAGCUUUCGAAAGCUAUAUGGAAAGAUAGAGGAGGAUCUUGAUGCUAACCAGAACAUAACAGUUGUAAUUCAGAACAACUACAACACCUACAGUUUCAGUGGAGACAAGAAGCUGGUCCUUUCAACUACAAGUUGGAUUGGUGGGAAGAAUGAUUUUCUUGGUGUAGCAUACCUUACAGUUGGUGGACUAUGCUUAUUUCUUGCAAUAAGCUUCAUUCUUUUGUAUGUCUUCAGACCACGGCCUCUUGGGGAUCCAUCUUACUUGUCAUGGAACAAAAAUCCUGCUGGGACUCUGAACUAAGAUUUCUUCAUUGAUGCACCACUAUAGUCACUGGCCUACCCCAUCGAUGGAUAGCGAAAUGUUUGGAUUUUCGCUUUAAAAGAAGGUUGCUGCGUAUGAAACCUCGUCUUUGAGUUUCUCUUGGGAAAUUCUCUUUGCCAUGGAGGAGUUUUGACCUGAUUGUGAGCUACUAACUUCAUCUUUGAAGGCUUUCGUUAGUAGUGUACAGAGGGGAGAUGUUAUCGAAUGGUGGUUUUCGUUAUUUACUUUUGCGAAAUAAACUUGUUGGCAACGACAUUGAUUGAUAGGUUGUAGAUGUCAUUUUUCCAAUGUUCUGUUUUUCCAUUUAUUUCUAUAGGUUGUAGAUGUCAUUUUUCCAUUGUUUUGUUUUUCCAUUUAUUUCUUACUGCCAUAUAGCGAAAAUGAUUAGGGCCCUUUGGCUUAACUUAUUUGUGACUUUUUAAUAUAGUUUUUUUUUUUUU
Molecule: messenger RNA, 1663 nt
Organism: Rhododendron vialii
Lineage: Eukaryota; Viridiplantae; Streptophyta; Magnoliopsida; Ericales; Ericaceae
Product: ALA-interacting subunit 1-like
Exons: 8
Coding region: 159-1202 (347 amino acids)
Cellular component (GO): endoplasmic reticulum; plasma membrane; Golgi apparatus
Source: RefSeq, a predicted model, not a curated record